Molecule: messenger RNA, 1780 nt
Organism: Alosa sapidissima (American shad)
Lineage: Eukaryota; Metazoa; Chordata; Actinopteri; Clupeiformes; Clupeidae
Exons: 6
Coding region: 155-1225 (356 amino acids)
Source: RefSeq, a predicted model, not a curated record
UAAGUCAGUAGCUCCACCCACUAACCACGGAAUGACGCGACGUUCAGCUUCGUUUACCGCCGCUCUCAACUCAAGUCAACUUGAACUUUAGCCAGCAGACGAAACCAAACCAAACUCCGUUUUUACACUCUCACCAAAAACCGUCGAUAAAAAAAUGACUAGAACCUGUACAGUAUGUGGAUGUAAGGACAACAAAUUCAGGCCACCGGGAGUUCGUUUUUAUAGUUUAUCUCAACGCGACCCUCAGCUCUGCACCCAGUGGCUAACUGCAUUAAAUUUGUUAGUUGACACACCGCCAACAGAUUACUCUAAAAUCAGAAUAUGCAGCCAGCACUUUCGUCAGGAGGACUUCGAAUACUGUUUUUCAGCCCAGUUUUUAGGAAGUGCGGUGUCACAGGCCAAAAAAUUGAAGCCAGGUGCGUUACCAAGGAACAUUGCAGUUAGCAACUCAACCCUGACUGAGUCUCCAUCAUCCACCCCUGGCUUCGACAUCGAUAUGGAAGAGAUGCCGACCACCUCCACGCCUCAGAGUGUCCCGCGGAGUCAGCAGAGAACCACUGGACCUUCAAGAAACCCAGCACUUACAGAAGAUAUGGAUACAAGCUUUUCCACUAUCGAAACUUUAGAAGCCACACAAACCACCUACAAACCAGACACAGACUGUACUUCUUCUGCCAGCAGUGUCACAGACGAGGGAACAGCACAGAUGUGCUGGCAGGAGAAAAAAGUUGUAGUCUCAGAGUCUAAGGUACUAGAACUGUUCAGAUUCUGCCAAACAUGUGCCACCAUCAUAGAAAAAAGAGAAGUGUCCUAUGUUGGGUCCCAGAUGAGGGUCAAGUGGGAGUGUGCAGAAGGUCACAGUGGAACUUGGACGUCAUGUCCCUCUGAACGUGGAAUGCCACAGUCUAACCUCCUCCUUGCUGCUGCCAUACUAUUUACGGGAAGCACAUUCACCAAGUUGGAAGAGUGGGCCAAACUCCUCAAUCUUCAGAUCUUUAGCAGCAGCACAUUCUAUGACAUACAAAACUCCUACUUGCAUCCAGUCAUUCAGGCUGAAUUCCCGGCAGGGAAAUUGUCCAUUCAGAGUUGGUCCAGGCGACUGAGACCACAAGCUCAGGGGCUAUGGAGACUGUUGCCCUCAGGCGCGGAUUGGACCAUCUACUUGACAACAGCCUACAUGUGGAGGUCUUGGCAACUGAUCGUUCCACAAGUGUCAAGAAAAUAAUGCGCGAGGAAUAUGAAGAGGUCGAUCAUCAAUUUGAUAUUUGGCACACUGCGAAGAAUAUCCAAAGCAAAUUGAUAUCCAAGUCCAAGAAGAGGGGAUGUGCAGCAUUGAAACCUUGGAUCCACUCAGUCCGGAACCAUCUCUGGUACUCUGCUGCCAAGGCAAAAGGAAAUGUAGAGACACUGAAGUCGACGUGGAAUUCAAUUCUGCACCACAUAAUCGACGAACAUACAUGGACUGAAGGAGGGACUGAGCGUAGCUGUCAUCACCCACCUCUCACCGAUGAAGACCGGGAGAAAAAAAUGUGGCUGUGUAAGGACAGUGAAGCAUAUCAGGAGCUGGCUAGAAUAGUCCUGAACACAACACUCCAGAAGGACCUAGAAAACAUGGGGCGUUUCAAACACACAGGUGCCUUGGAAGUAUUCCACAGUUCCCUCUUGAAAUAUGCUCCAAAGAGACAGUGCUUUUCCUACCAGAGUAUGAAGCAGAGAACAAACUUGGCCAUCAUGCAUCACAAUGAGAACCUGACUCAGAAACCAAAGCUGGACUCAGAAG